UUCCCCGAGUCAAAUGACACCAAGGGCGCGCGCGUUUGCUCUCGUAUCUUCUUCUUAAGUGCUUAUCUACGCAAGAACAAUUAUAUUAACCACCAAACCUAGUUAGUUUCGGUCGUCUGUUUUCUAAUACUAAAUAUAAUAUGAAAAUUGCGUAGGUGAUAGAUUGAAACUCGCCGAUGUUUACACUUUCGUCGAAUUUCUGGAAUGUUUUGAAAGUUGAAGUUCCCGGUCUCUCGACUCGAAAUCGCCUCGAUGACGUAAGUCUUGAGAAAAUCGUACAUCACCGAAAUUAUCUCCCAUCGCGGAUCUUAAAGCAGUUAGAUCGACUUGGACCCCACUACGCAAUAAUACUCAAGUCAAACCGGGUGACUGGCGACGGACAUAGCGAUUCCUAACAAACUGGAACACGCGUUCCCGACAUCGUCUGCUCGCCCGAGGAAUGCUGGAACCUCAAUGACGACAUAGUAAGUCUGAGUCGGACGGCCGGUGUCGCUUUUCUACCCAAGAUCUCGAUUAACCCUUGAGUGCCCGGGACUGUGACGAAGUGCCCUCGCCAUGGCGUUAUGUCUGCGCUGCGUCAAGUUCGGCAUCGGGGGGCGGCUGGCGGCCAAUAAUCCCGGCUGUCGGGUCAUCGUCGGAGUGUCCGAAACUUCGUCUUCAACCCCGAGAGCCACUCGGUGUGUCCGCAGUGUCGCAGUCACCAGUCCGAAUAUUAUCCAGGCAUGCCCAGAGAGUGAGCUUCCAAAUCCGUUUCCGCCCAGCAGUUUCGGGAGCACUGUAGAGAAGCAGCAGCAGAUGUUUGAUUUGGGUUCGUCUGUUGGGCAAAAUCCUCUGCUCUCUCACGAAUCUGAGGAAUUGUCUCUUUAUUCCGAGAACCAGAAGGAAUCUUCAAGAAAGAAAUCUACAGACUCUCAAACGUACAUGCAUGAAGUUAGUGGAAAUCUCCAUUGUUUUGACCCUUUGGGGCUCAUUCUUUGUCCAACAGUCAGUAGCCCAGAGCAUAUUAUGGUAGCUGGUUCUGAUGUAUCUAAUUCUAGAGAUGAUAAGUCAAGCAUUAAAACUUUCCGGUUACCCCCCGAUUCCCUUUGGUAUCCAAGAGGCUCUCGCCACCAAGGGACUGACAUUGUUUGUUCGGUUUUGUAUAGUGAAUUAGAAAAUGAAGUGUUUGAGAAAUUUAUGGAACCAAUUAAUGUCAAAACUAACACUGCAGUAUUACACUCCGAGAAAAGAGAUGUGGAAACUCGUGUAUCAGAAGGAUGUGCCUUUGACGUUAGUGAUUUCAUGAAGGACGUUUGCCGUGCUAAGGAUAGUGAGUUAAUGUGUAAUGUACCAAAUGUUAAUUCUCCAAAGUCCAAUAAAUUACAACCUAGUGACAAGCCGAGUAUGGAGCAGCUUUCUCGUGUCUACAACGUCCUUGCUGAAACGCUCCCAAAGUUGUUUGUUCAGCCUCUUGACUACAGGAUUUAUGCUCAGCAAAUUGUCUUUGAGAAUAGGAUCCGAGGAAAAGUUACAGUGGGCUUGAUACCAUAUGUAAAGCAAGUGGCAUUGUUAAGGACAGUCGGCCAUUUGAAGUUUGCCUUUGUCAAAUUUGAAAUUUUGAAAAUAACAAAACAUCCAGAAGAUGGCACCAUUAGGGUUCGAUGGCAGAUCCGUGGUAUAUCAGGUCUAAAGGCAAUGGUUCAGUUUUGGAAGAUCAAGUUGUGGAACUGGAAAACUGUUCAAGACCAAAUGGAAAGUUGGUAUGAUGGAUAUUCUACUUUCUUUGUUGGUGGGGAUGGUCUCGUUUAUAAGCAUAUUGCAGAUAGUAUGAUGCCAGAUGAGGAGCACACUGUGAUUGAGAAGGGUCCCCUUGCAGCUAAAUUAGCAGCUCUCCUUGGUUUAGCACAUCGACCUAAUCUAGGGGAUGCUAGCUCUCCGUUACCCUUUGAUUUAAGUUCUUUAUCAAUGAUGCACAAAGAGGACGAGGAAACGUACUCCCAGUUAAUGUUACCCCUGGAGAGAAUACAGUAAAUGAUUGUGUAUGGGAUCCUAUUUGUUGUCAUUCAUUGUGAUGUAGAGGGUACUGUAUUUUGUGAAGUUGGAGUAUCUUGUGCUCUAUCAUGUACCAAUGCUCUUUUAUGUACUAUAGCUUUGCAAGUAAGGGGAAUUGGUGCAUGAUAGUUUGAACAAGAGUUUUUGAGCUCAUUAUAGACAUAUACGUAAAAGUGAUAAUAUUUGAAACAGUUUGAUUUGGGAGAAACUGUUGUGAUUUUUGCUUCAAAAUUCAUAAGAAUAUUGGGAAAUUCAACAAAAAUAUUUUUCAUUAGUAAAAGGGUAGAUAUGUACUGUAUUUGUUGAACUUAGAUUAGUGGGGUUUAUCAUUGCAAUGUAGGUGGGGUAUAUAUUUUUAACUACUAGUAAAAUGAGAAAUUCUUUAUGUGAGCUCAAAAUAUUCAAGGUAUUAACUUUGCAAAUGCUUUUUAAUAAGUUAUAUUUACUUUUAUGCAUAUGGUUUUUAAGAAGUUAUAUUUACAUUGAAGAAGCAAAUUUAUUAUAUUUUUGGAAUUACUUAAGAAGUGUGAACAGUGCUUCAUUUUGGAGUCCUAGUUGGGUAAGGUUUUCAUUGGUUAUGAGUGACUGUGAAAUGUUUGAGCAUCGCUCUAUUGCAGGUGAUGUACUAAAGCCAUUAAACUGAAAUCUUAUGAAAAGAAAAUAUGAUUUAGUGUUAGGACAAAUUUUUUUUUUUUUAUAAUAAAACCAGUAUGGCCAGAGCACUGAAAUCUAUUUCAAGUAAUAUGGAAAGCAUAAUAUGGUAAAGAUAAUGGGACUGCUUAGUUGUUAUAUUGAAGGAAGAUUUUGCAUGUCCCUUCAAAAGUUGAGACUUUUCAUAAGAGAGGUAUGAGAGCAAGAAGAGCGCAAAAGAAAAUACUCACGACUACUAUUUUUCUAUGCCACAUAUUGAUGCAUCAACAAACUAAGUUUUUCAUUGAAUAUAAAGAAUAUCCUGACUUGCAUUUACUUAAAUGUCAUCUUGAUUACUGUAUAUCUGAAGAACACAUGCCUUUGGGCUUGCUUCCAUGAAGUGGUUGAACCAAACCAUUAAGUCAUGAUUAACUCUAUGAAUUGGCAUAAGAAUUAUGGUGUGCUACUUGCAUGUCUUAGAAGGUAUCAGAGUAGGUGUCCAGGUUAGUGGAUAGUUUGCAUUCAAUGGUGAGCUGAAAUUCUCAGCUUUCAUAGGGCUGGCUCAUAGAAUUGCAAUCCAAUGUAAUUGACAGAAAAAGAUGCUUGUUGAUGUUUUGUGGUGGUAAUUUUUCCAAGGAAAAAAGUAGUUUGAUGACCAGGUAUAUAAGGGAAUCAUGAUGAGAUCUUAAUAUCAUUUGCCAUUAUGUUCAUCUUUAUUUAGCCAUAAGAAUGGUAUACCUACUUUCCUUUUAUAUAUGUUUGCCCCCCAUCUAGAUUGUAAGACAGAACAACCAUCUGUGAAGCGCCUCAGUGGCGUGAUUGGUAUGGUCUUGACCUGCCACCUCAGUGGCCACGAGUUCAAUUCUCAGGCAUUCCACUGAGGUGUUAGAGAUGUGUAUUUCUGGUGAGAGAAGUUCAAUCUCGAUGUGGUUCGGAACUCACGUAAAGCCAUUGGUCCCGUUGCUGAAUAACCACUGGUUCCAUGCAACAUCAUACAAACAAACAACCAGUUGUUAUCAGUAAAAACUAACAUUAUUAUAUUCAUAGUUUAGUCUGCCAGCAUUUGUACAUUUGUACAUCUUGCAAAGAAGUGAUUCUCUCUCUCUCUCUCUCUCUCUCUCUCUCUCUCUCUCUCUCUCUCUCUCUCUCUCUCUCUCUCUCUCUCUCUCUCUCUCUCUCUCUCUCUCUCUCUCUAACAUAUAUGUACAGUCUUGUAAGAAGGGGUCUUUCUUCAUGGGAAGUCAUUUUAAACAUCCUGGAAUUACCUAAACAAUGUCUUAGUUGGUCAUUAUUUUUUGGUACAGUUCUCACUCCACAUCAACUGGUCAGCGGUUCACUCCCGUCCUACCACCUACUACAGUCCAUCCAGAUGUAAAUGGGUACAUAAGUUGCAGACAAAAAUAGUCUUGGGACUAGCGGUCUUUUCCUGAAGUAGUGGCUUUGAAGCUAGAAGGAUGGACCAUGCCAGCACCACCCCCUCUAAAAGAGAAAAUUGCUUAGGAUGAAAAAUAAAUAUAUGAUACAAAUACAUAGAAAGUAAAUAUUACAGUUGUUGAAAUGUCUAUGCUAUUUCAUUAAAAAACAAUGAAAUUUACAUUUGUGCUGUUAACACUUGUUUAAUAACAAUUCAUGUUCCACCCAUUUUAGUUUUUAUGCCAUUCACGAAUUCAUAUAUUUUAGCUGAUUGACAAGACUGCUGAAGUCUAAUCAUUUUUAAUCUUGGCAGUAUUUGUGUUGCUUUCAAAUAGGGAAAGUGUCAUUCGUUUUAACCUGAAGAAAAAUUGCUUUUCACUUGUGGAUAGUCUUUUUACGAUUCUAGUCCCUGAGUGUAGAAAAUAUAGAAAAUUUAUUGUCAUCUUUUAAAGUUUUACAUCAACUUUGCCUUCAUGUGAUUGAAUACAUACAAUAAAUAGGUCCCUCCAGUUUUUCCUAAUUUUGCGCAUUGCAUAAAUUCUCCUCUGGUACUGGUUUUCCUAAUCCCCCUCUUCUUUUUUUCCCUUCAUUAUUCUGGGCCUUCAGUGUGGUCUUUUCAUGCUACUUCCUUAUCUUUAUUUUCUGGAGUGACCUUUCCUCACAUUUUCAUUGAAAUACUCAAAAUGUUCAUUUCAUCCUAUCACUGAAUUUUUUUUUUCAAAUUGCAGUUUAGAAGGUGAAGUACAGGGGUUUAUUAGAAGAGCAAAUGCUUUGAGCCAGACCUAUGAGAGUAUAAUUUAACUCAAUAAUCUAAAAAAAAUUAAGUGCUGAAGAUUAUUAUUUUGUGAGAAGUGAGUUAAUAAUACAUAAUGCCUUAGUUAGAUAAUGUAAUUAAUUUUACUCGGUGCAAGGUUUGGCACUGGUCUGGUCAUUGUUGCAAGGUAAUUUUAGUUGCCAUUGUACGAGGUGUAGGCAAUGAGAAAGUAAAAAGCAAUCCACUGUAUAUAUAUUAUGUAUCUGUUUUAGACUUGUAAUUUGGUGCUAGAUUAAUCAUAAAAAAUUAAAAAAAUAGUAAAAGAUUCAGUGAAUUAUGGUUACUAAAUUUUUUGUGGUAUAUGAAAAUUUCCAAAAUUACAUGAGAUAAACCUUUUUUUUAUUUUUAUUUUAUUUUUAUGUAACUUGUGAGAAAUAGUUGGUACCAUAAUAUGAAGGGUUUUGCUUCCUAGUUUAUUACCUUGUUAAGAUGAUUGAGAUAUUCAAUAUGCUUUGAAAUAAAUGUUCCUAAUCUUGCUGCAUCUGGUUUUGUUACUUAUGGUCACUGGGAUGAAUAUCUAAUCAAACUGUUUUCCAGAAAUGUAUAAUAUAUGAGAUCCCGUGCUAACAGCGUACAAUGAAAAAAGUUUAUAAUGAAAUCUUACUCUCUUCUGAGUAUUUCGGCUCAUUGCUAAUUCCAUUCCAGUGAAAUUCUUCACUUUUAUUUCUAUUUAAAUAAGCAUGUCCAGAAUCAACAGCUUAUUGGCUAGCUUCAAGAUCUAAUUUUCUUGUGAACCUAUAAUAUAUUGGAUUUUGAAAGAUGGUGUAUCCACGGUUGGUGUCGUGUUUUUUAUUUAGGUUGAUUUAGUACAUGUUAACAGGUUCAUGAAAUCGUGAUGCUUCUGUAUAUGAAAAAGAAAGGUAUCAAAGGAGUUUAUUUUGUUGGAGAUACUUAAGCAAAUUUUGUAUGAAUGGUUUUCAGCAUAAUUUUUUGCAUGCAUAUAUGCAUCACAAAAGCUGUGGAGUAAGGACUAUUAAGGUCAGGAUGUUUCCAACGGUCUUAUUUUUUUUAUUAAAUGUAUCAUAUGCUGAGUCAGUACUUAGCUGAAUGUAUUUACCCUGUGUUCUAGUAAACUAAUUAAUGAUAAUAAUCAAGAGAGUUCUAGUGUGAAAAUCACAAUUGCAAUAUCUUUAGUAGGUUUCUUAUUGCGUAUGUUGAUAAUGAUGACCAUCUAGUUUUCAAUUUAGAAUGCAUAGAAGUGAAGCUUUGUCUUUUGCUGUAUAAUAAAAUUAAGAUUAUAUAUCUAUGAAAUCUUAAUCCAGCUGAGGUACUAUUGUAGUCACCAAAAUCCAACAUACUCUUUGCUUAUAAAACACCCCAUAGGGUGGUGGUGUUUUUUUUUCAGGCAUGAGUUUUGUCAUGAGGACAUUCUCCAAACUGUAUAGGGUGGUGGUGGGUUUUUUUUUUUUUUUUUUUUUUUUUUUUUUUUUUGUCAUGAGGACAUUCUCCAAACUGUAUAAGGAAUUUUGUGUUAACUGCCAAACCCACAUGUGGAAAUUUUUUUUUUUUUCUUCUUCUUCUUUCCCCUAUCCGUGAUUUUGCUCACCGAUAUCAUAGUGUUUUAUUAGAUUAUAUUCUCUUUUAAUUUGUAAUAAAAAGCUAAUUGCAUUCUUUUAAAUGUGUGGUGCCGUUCUUAUCUGCUAUAAGCUAUAAACUGAUAACUGUGUUCAGGCUUAAAUUUUUGUGUUGUUUUGAAUAACAGGUUUUAUGUGUGGAUUAAAAAAUACUGUAUAAGAUUACAGAUUUUAAUAUUGGGAAAAAAACGGUAAUGUCCAUGAGUUUUCAACUGCAUUCGUUAUUUUUUUAGUAGUGUCCAUACCGUAUGUGGGUAUUAGAAAUCAAGAUUUUAUUUUUAGCCAUCAGGAUUACUGAAAGUAGGUACCAAUCUAAGAUUUGCAUUUAUUACAUUUUUAUUUUUUCUUAAUUAUUUAAAUUUUAUUUAAUCUUAAAAAAAAAACAUUUUAUAGUCCUUACAGUAAUGAAUACUAGUUUUUAAAAUUUAUCAUUAAAAUUUACAUGACGUUUUAUUUUUUUUUAAAGGUAGUGACAGUUUAGCACUCGUACGUAUCCAUCUUUAAAAGCAAAAAAUAUUUUGCUUAUGUAUGCACUGGAAGCAAGUAUAUUUGUAAGUUUAACUGAAUUCCUACAUUUUCAUGUAUUAAGAUUACAGUGGAGAUUAGCUGUUGUACUGCAGUAUGCACUACAGCUCUGUAACAAACUGUAACAUUUGAAAUGUGCUAUAUAACUGGUGCAACAGUUUUAAGUUUUACAGUCUUUAUCUUAGUUCAUGCGCUUGGCUCAUAUAAAUUUAUUGUUAUCAUGUAAAAAGAUUCCAAGUUUCCUGUUUCUCAUGGGAAGGGAGUCUUGCAGUAGAUUGUCAGACUUACCUACUCUAACCUCUGGGUAGGAUUGGUAGCAGAAGUAGUGAAAAUAUUAGCCUGGCCAUAUUGAGUAAGCCACUUACUGAUCAUGCAUAAAUCUUAGGCCCAAGAGAACAUGGUCCAGGUGACUGAACUGCCCAGUCAUAACCUAAUAAGAAGUUGGCAUUGAUGAAUCAGUAUCAUAUUUGUACUGUAGUCAUUCUCAUACAUACAUAGUUUCCAUUAAGAACUCUGGUUUAAUGAGUUACUAUAGCAGCAUUAGGCAGUGGCAUUAGUUGUCUAGUUUGGUUGCUCUUGAAAUGCUCUCUCUCUCUCUCUUUUCUCAUGGCUUAGAAAUCUUAAACACUAGAUACCUAUAUUAAUAGCAAUACUGUGAUUUAGUGGGAUGCUGGCAUUCAGAGAUUGUGAUGUCUGUCUGGUAUUUUGUAUGAAUGAGAUUCUCUUGUGAUAUGGUGGUGAAGAUAGUAUUGUUGGUGAAAAAUGUUUUGCAAUUUUGGAUUUAUUUUUCUUGGUGACGUAUUAGAGACUAUUAACUGUAAAGUAAACUGCAGAACCAAAUAUUUUUUUGUUAUGUUGUAAAAAGUGUAUAUAUUGUAUAGCAUAAGUUGAAGGUGGUUCAUCAUAUGCUAUUAGUUUUUCUCUUUUUUUUUUUUUUUUUUUUCCUGUGUAAAUAAAGGUAUCAGGACUGUCAUGUUAAACUGUACAUAUCUGAUAAUUGUUGUUUCAUGAAAAUGAAAUAAUUAUCUCAUGA
Messenger RNA from Macrobrachium nipponense, 8020 nucleotides. RefSeq lists its product as uncharacterized. Bases 556 to 2010 code for a protein of 484 amino acids. Lineage: Eukaryota; Metazoa; Arthropoda; Malacostraca; Decapoda; Palaemonidae. The transcript has 8 exons. The record is from RefSeq and is a predicted model, not a curated record.